This is a messenger RNA of Symbiodinium sp. CCMP2592, 717 nucleotides long. Lineage: Eukaryota; Dinophyceae; Suessiales; Symbiodiniaceae. The record is from the annotation of a GenBank genome assembly.
AUGUCCUUCUGGGCGCUCUUUGCAGGUGAUUGCGAAGAGGCGAAGGCUGAGGAAGUUGUGGCACCUCAGAAGCCUCAGCAAUCCCGGCGGAAGGAAGAUGAGCCACUGAGGACGCCUGUGGGAAUUGACCUCAACAACGAUGGCAAGGUUGACGUCGUACUUACUCCGGACCAGCUGCGCGCCUUGGUUUUGGAGAGGCAGAUGGCGCUGCAAGCCCCUGUGCACAAGGUCACCCCUCCAGUGCCGCCAGUGUUGGUUCAACCGCCUUCCGUUGUCUACCAAGCGCCCCGCGUUCCACCAUCGAAGGUUCCUCGCGGUCGCUGGGUUUGGGUGCCUCGAACGAAGCUUCUGGAGCAGGCCGAUCUUCGGAAAAUGGCAACUCAGCGCCUGCGCGAGGUGCCGCCACAAGCCGAGGCUGCCACACAGAUGCCUUCGCAGGUGCCCACCCCCGCGCCGGCGUCCUCAGCCUCUCUCCAGCGGUCCACACAGUCACAGCUGCUCCAGGGUUCGACCCAGUCGCAGCUCUACCAGGUCCCAGCAUCUCCAUUGCCCAGCACAAGGUCCGCUGUUCCCGUCUAUAAUGCCCCGAAGUACGAAGAGACUUUCCAAAGCGUGAAGGUCCCGGCAACUUCGAAUGUCACACCGUACUACAGCGAAAUGCCCUACCACCACCCGCAAUCAGCGCGUGGUGCAGGGUUUUCCUCCACAUUUCUGUGA